GCGCGCGGGGACUCAGCCUGGGCACCUGACCCUGGGGACCCUCGGCCCUCCCGAAGCGCUUCGGGGAUGCGGGCGGCGCCGGUCUCCGCGGCUGAUGGAGGCGGGUGGCGCCGCCCCGGGCGCAGGUGACACUCGCCGGGCCCGGGUUUCUGUCGGAGUGGGAGUGCGCUGGGAGCUCGAGACGCAGCCGCCCCGGGGACCAGGGACCUGGCAGCGAUGGCCGGAGAGCUGAGCCAGGAGGCACUGCUGGACUUUCUGUGCCAGGCCGGGGGCCGAGUGCGUAACGCCGAGCUGUUGAGCCACUUCAAGGGCUUCCUGCGCGACCCUCACGUGCCUCCCGGCCAGCAGCAGGAGCGUCGCGAGCUCUUCAAGGGCUUCGUGAACUCGGUGGCCGCAGUGCGCCAGGACCCCGACGGCACCAAGUACGUGGUGCUCAAGAGGAGGUACAGGGACCUGCUGGGGGAGGAAGGCCUGCAGCGACCCACCCCUGCAGAGGGACCGCAGCGGGGCCACCGCCGCCCGCGUGACCCGGCGGCACAGAAGCCGCCGGCAGGUGCGGCGACCCGAGUGGACUCAGGUGGCGAUGAACUAGCGGGCAGCAGCGCGCGGAAGGCGACCCGGGAACAUCACGGCCCGAGGGACAGCCCGAGCCGGAGGACACCGGGGCCCGCAGCUGCUCAGACCAGAGGCAGGUGUGCGGCGGUGGAGACGCGGGGUCGCUGCUGCUGGGAAUGCCAGCAGAAUGGCUGGGGGGACCCUGCGGGACAGCCUCUUCCUGGAGAUCUCGAGGACCCAGCGGCCUCCCGCCAGGAGUCAGAGUUCACUGCGCCUGCCGGGGAUGACCUCGGACCUCCCGGGUGGCUGCGGGAAGGAGCUUCGGCUGAACGAGCACCGGUGUCUGCGACGCCUGUCUGGCCUCGGGCUGCCGUCGAGGCUGCUGGGAGCCCCACGUCCCCGCCCGCUCUCCCGCCACUCCCGGCUCCCUCCAGUGAACCGCUGGAGCUGUUUACCGCCGGCUUCCAGAACCAUUCAACCCAGCAGCUGCAGCAGCAGCAGCGCACUCGAGAGUGGGUAGCCAGAUACCCGCAGGUACCCGAGGCCGGGAGCCAACGACCCACUCGCGCCUGGUCGGUGUUGCCAGACAACUUCCUUCAGCUAUCCUCGGAAACCGCCUUUGGGGUCUCGGAGACGCACUCGGCUCUGCCAGAGCCCGAAUUGUCUUUUCCUUCCCUCCUUCCUGUGGUUCCAGAUGAGUCCUCAGAAUCCUGGGCCGGGAACCCUCCACCUACUGUCUUCCGAAGCAUUCGCUGUCAGCUGUCCCUCCAGGAUUUGGAUGACUUUGUGGAUCAAGAGAGCCACGGCAGCGAGGAGAGCAGCAGUGGACCCAAAGAGUCUCCUGGAACCCCCGAAGAGUGGCUGCAACCCGUCCUGAGAGUUUCCUCUUGGGGAGAGCUCAGGGAUCCUAUUGAGGGCCCGUCUGUGUCUUCAAAUGAAGGCAGCACCAGUGGGAUCCGACGGAGCCUCAGGAACGGAGGGAAUGCACCCAGUUCUCAGAAGGUCCCAACAGUGGCUAAAAACCUCGGAGACAAUCCUCAGGAGGUUUCGCCCUGGCCAGCCCCCAAGUUCCGGAGGUCUUUCAGGAGGAGCGCUCGAAGUGGGAGAACCAAAUCCUCCUCCUCCUCUGAUGAAGAGCAUCUUGAUGAGGACUUGUUGAAAAGAAGCCGGCGCCCACCUCGGUCCAGGAAAACUUCCAGGGCAGGAGCCCUGCCCAGCCCAAGGGUAGAUAUUGUUUUGGUACAGAAAUUGCCAGACACUAAUGCUGUGGCAGGUCAGCCACACACCUCGUGGGUCCCCGGCAGGGAUGGAUCUGCAGCCAUGAUACCCCACAGAUCUCCUGAGCACAGGUCACCACUUGUCCCCCUAGAUGCCAGGGAACAUGAAUGGAUUGUGAAGCUUGCCAGUGGCUCCUGGCCUCGUGUGGAGGCUUUGUUCUGGGAGGACCCACAGUUGGCUUUGCACAGAGACUUCCUGACGGGGUUCACAGCCUUGCACUGGAUAGCAAAGCACGGUGACCUGAAUGCCCUUCAGGGCUUGAUUUCUGGAGCCCAGAAGGCAGGGAUUGCGCUCGAUGUCAACGUGAGGUCCAGUUGUGGCUAUACCCCGCUGCACCUUGCAGCGAUUCACGGCCACCAGGGAGUCAUCAAAUUGCUAGUGCAAAGGUUGGCUUCUCGGGUGGACAUCCGGGACGUCAGUGGCAAGAAACCAUGGCAGUAUCUGACGGGUAAUGUCACUGGGGAAACAUGGCAGCUCCUGGGUGCACCCCGGGGCAAACCCAUCUUCCCUGUAUAUUCCUUAGUGCAAAGCUCCUCCCCAGCCAGGAAGGUCAAGAGCCGGGACGUAUCUAGAAAUGUCACCCGGAAGAGUUCCUUGGCUGCUAGACUCAAAACUCAACACAACAAAUGGAAAUUGGCCAACCAAUAUGAAAAAUUCCACACUCUAAAGGAGAGAGAAGAGUACAGUGACUGAGGUGGGCUCAUCUCUCCAGAAGGCAGAGUCCCCCACCCCCACCCCCACACAAGCUACUAAGUAGGUGAGAGAACCCAGGGGAAACAAACCGUUAGGGGUUGGUAGAAAGAAAGAACCCGUGACAUGGCGUCCUUGAGGGCCAUCUCGACUUCUUAAAGUCUCAUGUGUCUGGGCUAUGAAAUGUCUACAAAAGCAGAACCAGGCACUCAAGCCUGGGAAGAGUCCCUCUCUCCUGAAUCUGCCCCAGGUCUGGGCACAGGAAGGCACAGUGUUUUCUGAGGCAGUGCCAGGCCUUACUAGAAAGGGGACAGAUGCGUCAAAGAGAGGCAGUUCGCAGAACUGACGCAGCUCGCAGUCUUCUCUGGCUGGAAGCUCCCUGGCUUCUGUUCAUCUCCAGAAUAAGCCUUGGCAGAGUGGAAAGCAGCAAGUCUGGAGUCAGAUGGCCUAGCUUUACUUUCUUUACGCGCCUUUUGGCAUUCCAACCAGUGAAAUAAAAUUGUUACUGGAGAAGUGUAGAAUUUGAUUGACGUGAUUUCCUCAGUCCUGUGCUCAAGCCUUCCUGUGAGCAGCCAUCUAUGGUGUAAACAGACGACUUUCUACUCUGGGUAUCUUAGCCAAUGGUCAGAGAAGCAGACAGGAGAGAUCAAGUAUGACCUUGACUCUAUUCUCCAGAGAAACGACACCAUUCAGGCCCUGUUUGUGUUUGUUUAUUUCUGUUUGUUAUUGGUCGUCUGUUGUUUAGCAUCAACCCAAAGUGAGCUUCCCAGGUAUAAAAGCAGUUUGGUUUUUUUUUUUUUUUUUUUUUACUUGGGUAAUGACUGAAAGUCUUCAUCCCGCAGGGAAAAUCCCUGUGUAGCAAACAGAAUCAUCCCUGUCAGCUUCCCGUAGGCUUCAAGGUCAAAGCUGGUACUCAGGAGAACUGGGGUCGCUCUGGGGAAGCGGUAAGGGUUAAAACCAUCAGAACUGUGUCAGUCUGCUAAGUAUAACUUUAUUUGCACUAAACUUUUUGCCAAUUAAGAUUAAAUAUUAGCCUUGAAGCACUGAGUGUCUAACAGGAAGUGUCCCGGUCUCAGGAAGACUGACCAGUGCAGGUCCCUGGCUGAAGCCGGAGACUGACAACACUGGAAAUUCCAGGAGAAUGUACAGAUCACCCAACGGAAACCCAGAGACCGUUGGAAAGUUCAAUGUUCAAUCAGAGAGUACUUUUUUAUGGAAAUAUUUUCAUGUGUAGUGGCAAUGAUGCUGUAUUUUUUUAAAGACAUUUUUUGUGUUUCUUCUGGUUAUUUUCCUGCAUUAAAAGAUCAGCAGAUCGUUAUAAUUUGUUA
Messenger RNA from Alexandromys fortis (reed vole), 3851 nucleotides. It is a transcript of the gene Sowahb, whose product is annotated as sosondowah ankyrin repeat domain family member B. The record is from RefSeq and is a predicted model, not a curated record. The transcript has a single exon. Gene Ontology annotation, molecular function: protein binding. NCBI's taxonomy places the organism in Eukaryota, Metazoa, Chordata, Mammalia, Rodentia, Cricetidae. The coding region runs from base 217 to 2526 and encodes 769 amino acids.